Molecule: messenger RNA, 905 nt
Organism: Aspergillus ibericus CBS 121593
Lineage: Eukaryota; Fungi; Ascomycota; Eurotiomycetes; Eurotiales; Aspergillaceae
Product: GPI anchored serine-threonine rich family protein
Exons: 3
Coding region: 4-738 (244 amino acids)
Source: RefSeq, a predicted model, not a curated record
AAAAUGCGGUUCUCAUUCACCCUCGCCUCUUUGGGCCUGAUCUCGUCGGCUGUGGCCCUUACCAUCACGGCCCCGACCUCCAGCUCGACGUGGGAUUUUAACACCCCACAGACCAUCAAGUUCACCAGCAAUUCCACGGAUCCCGAGUACAUCAGUAUCAUCCUGAGAUCUGAGGAUGGUUCUUUCCAGACCAAGCUGGCGGACAACGUGAAGACCGCUGAUGGAGAAUACACGACUCAAUCCAACCCUAGUAUUUCCAAUGGAGACGACUACGAGAUCCAGAUCAUUGACUCCGCAGGCACCCUCGCCCUGAGUCAGGUCUUUACUGUCGAGAAGGGUGCUACAAGCGAUGGUACCACAUCCUCGUCCUUGUCCAGCACUGCCAGCACUACUUCCUCAUCCUCUUCUACCACCCUGUCCACCACCACUACUACUACUUCUUCCUCUUCAUCUUCUACAUCCAGUGAGACCUCUUCCACUCCCACUUCAACCUCCCUUAUCCGUUCAGCAUCCUCGACACCUGCGUCGAGCACUCCUCUGUCAUCUUCUGCUUCUCCUUCAGCAUCUACCUCCUCCACUUCUUCCUCCUCGUCCUCUUCGAGGGACACUUCCUCCACCGCAUCCUCCAAUUCCACUACCACCGCUCUGCUAGCCACUGGAGCAGCCUCCUCCCUGUCCGGCGCUCCCAAGGGCGCCGUGGGUCUGCUUGGUGCGGCAAUCGCGCUCUUGAAUGCCUGAUAACCCCCUUGAGUAUCUUUCGGGAGUGUGUGUGUCUGAUGCGGUUGUGUAGUCGAAGAAAGGGGUAUUAAUUGAUGAUGAUGUGUUAUGUUUUAUGGGUUAUAUAGCACGGAAUACACUGGACUUCUUACACCUAUUCCAUCCCAUCCCAUCCCAUGCCAUAGAUG